Phytophthora sojae is the source of this 210-nucleotide messenger RNA. RefSeq lists its product as hypothetical. Lineage: Eukaryota; Oomycota; Peronosporomycetes; Peronosporales; Peronosporaceae. The transcript is spliced from 3 exons. The record is from RefSeq and is a predicted model, not a curated record. The annotation marks the transcript as partial.
AUGCUGGAUGUUGUGGAAGCUAUCCUUCCCUUUGGAGCUGAGCAGUGGCAAAACGCUGCGUCUCACCUCAAACGUAAAUUCCAAAAGCUAGUUCGUGUUCCUAAACCGACAGGGAACGGAACAUGUUCCGAGGAGGUGCAGCGCGCCAAGCGUCUACAAUAUGCCAUUGAGGCUUCAUUGGCUGUUGUUCAGCUCCACGACAACUUUUCG